Molecule: messenger RNA, 414 nt
Organism: Phycomyces blakesleeanus NRRL 1555(-)
Lineage: Eukaryota; Fungi; Mucoromycota; Mucoromycetes; Mucorales; Phycomycetaceae
Exons: 4
Coding region: 1-414 (137 amino acids)
Source: RefSeq, a predicted model, not a curated record
AUGACCAUGCUUAACGAGUGCCCAUUGAACCUGUCAAAGGCAUCAAGGCUGUAUCUUAUAGCUCGCUGUAUAGAAAUCUGUCGUUUAAGGAGGAGGGGGAGAAGGAAUGAGAGAAAUCAUGUUGAAGAUGAAGAUGAUAAUAAUAAAGACGAAGAAGUAUCUUUACAAUCCUGGUCAAGAGACAGCAUAACAGCAUUCAACAGAACAGUUGCUGCUCUUCAUAUAAAGUUUAUUAAUGAACCUCUUGCGUCCAUUGAUGUUUCUGGGUAUUUAUACAUCAGAAUAUGUGCUCCAGAAACCAACAUAAAGUUUUUUGACCAAGCAAUAUAUUUAUAUAGUCCAACAGAAUCCAUUGUACUGACUGUAUGCAACAAGUCUACUGAAACUGCGCCAUUGCCUUUUAUGGGUUCGUAG